AUGCUGAGAGCAAGAACCGCAAAGACUCUUGGCACAGUGGCAAGGACCACGAGGGCCAUCCAGUAUUACCGAUCUGUCGUUAAGGCUGCUGCGCUCCCUCAAAAGAGGUUUGCAUCUACUUUGAACGUACACGACGUGGCGAAUGUCAAGCCAAACCACAUUAUUAAGACUCCAGCAUGGCAGGAGUUCCAACAUCAAUUGAAAACUUCCAGGUACACGGAGCAGCUCACACAACUGGAAGACCAGUUUGCCAGGGAUACGUUGGCUGCAUACUCUUACAGAAGUAUCCUAGCGAAGGAUGAUAGUGCCAAAAAGGACGAGGAUGAUAAGAUAGUACCCGAAGAGAAGGACAAGGACAACGAGGUUGAGCCCACACGGGAUGAUGAAACUACUACUAACAAGAGUCCGGAAAGUGAAGUUUCCAAAAACUCUAAAAGCUCGGCAUCUGGGAGUGGACAGUCCUCUUCCAGUCGAUCGGAUACCGGAGAUGGCAAUCCAAAACAGAAACCGCCAAAGCCAGAAGUACCAGAAGUCUACCCGCAAAUGCUGGCAUUGCCAAUAGCUAGGCGCCCCUUAUUUCCAGGGUUCUACAAGGCGGUUGUAAUAUCGGAUGAGAGAGUUAUGAAGGCCAUCAAGGAAAUGUUAGACCGUCAGCAACCCUAUAUCGGUGCCUUCAUGCUGAAGAAUUCAGAGGAAGAUACCGAUGUGAUUACGAGUAAAGACGAAGUGUAUGAUGUUGGUGUUUUGGCCCAGAUAACCAGUGCCUUUCCAAGCAAAGACGAGAAAACGGGCACCGAAACGAUGACCGCUCUUCUGUACCCUCACAGAAGGAUAAAGAUUGAUGAGUUAUUUCCACCUAACGAAGAGAAGGAAAAACUAAAGGAACAAGCAAAAGAAAAAGAUGUGGAAACAGUCGUCACUGAAGCUGCUGAAAUUAAGGAAGAUCARGCAGAAAAUGCUAAUGCCGGCGGCGCGCCCAAGCUGGAAGACAUUGUUGUGGAAAAAAUACCAGAUUCAGAAUUACAGCAGCAGCAGCAGCACAAAAAAAUAGAAGCUUCAGAAGAAGAGCCUGACGAAUUGGACGAUGCUCAAGAAGGUGAUGAUGUGAACCCCACAGAGUUUCUAAAGGACUACAAUGUGUCGCUGGUUAAUGUCUUGAAUUUAGAAGAUGAACCAUUUGAUAGAAAGUCACCCGUUAUUAAUGCGCUAACAUCUGAAAUCUUGAAAGUUUUCAAAGAAAUUUCGCAAUUGAACACCAUGUUCAGAGAACAAAUUGCCACUUUUUCAGCCUCUAUUCAAUCCGCCACCACGAACAUUUUCGAGGAACCGGCUAGAUUGGCCGAUUUUGCUGCUGCUGUUUCUGCUGGUGAAGAAGACGAAUUGCAGGAUAUCCUGUCGUCCCUAAACAUUGAACACAGACUAGAAAAAUCGUUGUUGGUUCUUAAGAAAGAGUUAAUGAACGCAGAAUUACAAAACAAAAUAUCUAAAGAUGUGGAAACGAAGAUCCAAAAGAGACAAAGAGAAUACUAUUUGAUGGAACAGCUAAAGGGUAUCAAGAGAGAAUUGGGUAUCGACGAUGGUCGUGAUAAACUUAUUGAUACUUACAAGGAAAGAGUCAAGUCAUUGAAACUGCCCGAAAGCGUUCAAAAAAUCUUUGAUGAUGAAAUCACUAAGCUAAGUACCUUGGAAACCUCCAUGUCCGAAUUUGGUGUCAUUAGAAACUACCUGGACUGGUUGACCUCGAUCCCUUGGGGGAAACAUUCCCAAGAACAGUAUUCCAUUCCAAGAGCCAAGAAAAUUUUGGACGAAGAUCACUAUGGUAUGAUAGACGUUAAAGAUCGUAUUCUGGAAUUUAUUGCUGUUGGUAAACUAUUAGGUAAAGUCGAUGGUAAGAUCAUCUGUUUCGUUGGUCCACCGGGUGUUGGUAAGACGUCAAUCGGUAAAUCUAUUGCCAGAGCUCUUAAUAGAAAGUUCUUCAGAUUCUCUGUCGGUGGUAUGACAGAUGUGGCGGAAAUUAAAGGUCACAGAAGAACGUACAUCGGUGCCUUACCGGGUAGGGUAGUCCAAGCCUUGAAGAAAUGUCAAACCCAAAAUCCACUGAUUUUGAUAGAUGAAAUCGAUAAGAUUGGGCAUGGGGGUAUCCACGGAGAUCCUUCCGCGGCAUUAUUGGAGGUACUUGACCCCGAACAAAACAACAGUUUCCUGGACAACUACUUGGAUAUCCCUAUUGAUUUAUCAAAAGUGCUGUUCGUUUGUACAGCCAAUUCUUUGGAGACCAUCCCAAGACCUUUGCUGGAUCGUAUGGAAGUCAUUGAAUUGACAGGGUAUGUUGCCGAGGAUAAAGUUAAGAUCGCCGAACAAUACUUGGUUCCAAGUGCCAAGAAGAGCGCCGGCUUGGAGAAUUCACAUGUUGAUAUGACAGAAGAUGCGAUCACAGCAUUAAUGAAGUACUACUGUAGAGAAAGUGGUGUGAGAAAUUUGAAAAAACACAUUGAGAAAAUUUAUCGUAAAGCAGCCUUACAAGUUGUCAAAAAAUUGAGUAUUGAGGACUCCCCAACAUCUUCAGAUACACAAAAAGACACCGCCAAAUCCAAGGAAACUGCUUCCUCAGAAGAUAAAACAAGCAAAAAUGUGGAAAGCUCAUCAAAGAUGAGUAAAGAUAUCGAUUCAAAGAAGACGAGCGAUGACAUAGAGGCUUUAAAAACUUCUGAUAAAAUCAAUGUUUCCAUAUCUCAGGACAACUUAAAAGACUACGUCGGACCCCCAGUGUACACGACAGAUAGACUAUAUGAAACAACCCCACCGGGUGUAGUAAUGGGACUAGCAUGGACAAACAUGGGUGGUUGUUCACUAUACGUUGAAUCUGUCCUUGAACAACCACUACAUAACUGUAAGCACCCGACCUUUGAAAGAACAGGGCAAUUGGGAGAUGUUAUGAAAGAAUCAUCAAGACUGGCUUAUUCAUUUUCCAAAAUGUACUUAGCACAAAAGUUCCCCGAAAACAGAUUCUUCGAGAAAGCUUCUAUCCACUUGCAUUGUCCGGAAGGUGCCACCCCAAAAGACGGCCCAUCUGCUGGUGUCACUAUGGCCUCCUCCUUCUUAUCCCUAGCUUUAAACAAGUCGAUUGAACCAACAGUUGCAAUGACCGGAGAAUUAACGCUCACGGGUAAAGUUUUACGUAUUGGUGGGUUAAGAGAAAAAGCCGUGGCGGCCAAGAGAUCCGGUGCUAAGACCAUCAUUUUCCCUAAGGAUAACUUAAACGAUUGGGAGGAACUUCCAGAUAACGUAAAGGAAGGUCUGGAGCCUCUGGCUGCGGACUGGUAUAAUGAUAUAUUCCAGAAAUUAUUCAAGGAUGUGGAUACGAAACAAGGUAAUUCAGUGUGGAAGGCUGAAUUCGAAAUUUUGGAUGCUAAAAAGGAUAAGGACUAA
Messenger RNA from Saccharomyces eubayanus, 3429 nucleotides. RefSeq names its product ATP-dependent Lon protease PIM1 (gene PIM1). Lineage: Eukaryota; Fungi; Ascomycota; Saccharomycetes; Saccharomycetales; Saccharomycetaceae. The record is from RefSeq and is a predicted model, not a curated record. The coding region runs from base 1 to 3429 and encodes 1142 amino acids. Gene Ontology annotation, biological process: protein quality control for misfolded or incompletely synthesized proteins; mitochondrion organization; protein catabolic process. Gene Ontology annotation, molecular function: ATP-dependent peptidase activity; serine-type endopeptidase activity; ATP binding. Gene Ontology annotation, cellular component: mitochondrial matrix. The transcript has a single exon.